GCCCCACGUCCCGCCCCGCCCAGCGCGCACCGAGCCGGCUGCGCCCGGGGCCCCGCGGGGCGAGCGCCGGGGACGCGGCCCCAGCCCGAGGGUCCCGCAGCAGGCGCUGUCCAGCGUCGCAGCCCCGAUACCAGGCUAGAUGGGCCCCUGCUCUCACUGGGCCUGGCAGGUCCCGAGCAGCAGCUUGUGCAUCCCCCAGAGCCUGGACACGCAGGGAGGUGGCCAGGGACAUCUGCCAAGCAGAGUGGACCCUGUACGGAGACCCAGUGUGGGAAGACAUGCAGGAGCCCAAGUUCACAGCUGCUGUGGGUGAGAAGCCCAUUCCUCACCUUUAGCAGGAGCUUUGUGGGCUCUGGAGGGCAGGGGGCAGUGUCAGAGCCAGAGGAGGCUGGAGAUCGGCCCCGCUGGGCCCCUGGAUGCUUGAGAGAGAUUGUCCCGUUGCCCCUCGUUCCUGGUGGAAGGAGAUUCUGAGACAGUGAUGUGCACCUAGGGCUUGUGUCCACCUGGAGCUGGGCUGGAGCAGAACUGCGCCUCACUCCGAAUUCACAGGCCCUGGCACCGCUGCAUGCUGCAGUUCUGGCUGGAUCACCCCAGCGGAGCUUUCUGUCACCUCCAGAGCGGGACGGGACUGGUUCUUGGGGGAGCCAUUCAGGUGUAUGGAAGAUACUCAGCUGCUGUGGUGCUGGCAGCGGUGUAAAACUCUAAGCCAGCCAGACUGCUUUGUGAGGUAGCUGUCCUUGUUCUCACCUUGAAUUCAUCUCUCCGCCUUCCAGCCUUGGCACCUCUUUCAGCCCUUUCCUAGAGCAAGGAGCUGCCAGAGAUCUCCUCCCCGUGGCUGUGCUCGGCUACCCAGCUCAGUGCUCUGUAGCCCCAGGGAACCGUUCUGGUCAGACAGUUCUCAAGCUGCAUUGGGAAACUAGCAGGCGACGGAGCCAUGAAUGAGAGCAAGGAGAGGGUACCCCGCCUGGACGGGAUUGGGCCAGAGAGCGAGGAGGGGGUACCCCAGACAGAUGGAGCCAUGAGUGAGAGUGAGGAGGGGGCUCCCUGCCUGGAUGGGAUCGGGACGGAGAGCCAGGAGGGGGCUGGGACAGUGGAGCCGCAGGGGGACGCUUGCUGGAGCGAACAGCUGACUGAGGGGCAGCAGGGCACCGGGCGCUUCGAGGUGGGACCAACAAUCUGUGCCGAGUGCGGGGAGAGCUUUGGGGACGACGUGGCCCUGCUGGCCCACCGGGGGGCGCCCUGCAGUGGUGCGGUGGCGAAGCCGUUUGGCUGUUCCGGCUGUGGGCGGCGGUUCAGCCGCAGCUCCAACCUGCUGCGCCACCAGCGGGUGCACACAGGCGAGCGCCCCUUCACCUGUGCUGACUGUGGCCGGUGCUUCAGCCAGAGUGCCCACCUGGCCAAGCACCGGCGCCUCCAUGGCACCGCAGGGCUCCCCACCCCGCCAGCGGAGCGCAGCUACAGCCGCAGCCCCGAGUUCCUGCGGUUCCAGCGGGCCCACGCCGGGCAGCGCCCAUUUGCCUGCCCCGACUGCGGCAAGCGCUUCAGCGCUGGCUCCUCCCUGGUGCAGCACCAGCGCAUCCACACGGGCGAGCGCCCCUUCCCCUGCCCCGACUGCGGCAAGCGCUUCCUGCGGGCCCCAGACCUGGCGCUGCACCAGCGCAUCCACACGGGCGAGCGCCCCUUCCCCUGCCCCGACUGCGGCCGGCGCUUCAUCCGUGGCCCCGACCUGGCGCUGCACCGGCGCACCCACACUGGGGAGCGCCCCUACCAGUGCAGCCAGUGUGGGCGCCGGUUCAGCCGCGGGCCUGGCCUCCUGCUCCACCAGCGCACGCACACCGGGGAGCGCCCCUACCAGUGCACCCAGUGCGGCCGCCGCUUUAGCCGCAGGUCCAACCUGGGCCGCCACCUGACCACCCACAGCAUGCUGCGGGGGGACCCCACCCCAGGGGGAGAGCCCAGUGCAGAGACCCUCAGGCAACAGGGAAUCCCUGCAGAGGGGGAGGAGUCCCAAGGGCUAAAGGGGCAGAGCUCAGAGGCUGUGACCCAGCAGGGAAUCCCUGCAGAGGGGGAGGAGUCCCAAGGGCUGAAGGGGCGGAGCUCAGAAGCUGUGACCCAACAGGGAAUCCCUGCAGAGUGGGAGGAGUUCCAAGGGUUGAAGGGGCGGAGCUCAGAGGCUGUGACCCAGCAGGGAAUCCCUGCAGAGGGGGAGGAGUCCCAAGGGCUGAAGGGGUGGAGCCCAGGCUCCCUGGUGGCUCCCCUGGGGCAGCGCCACGGCUGCCCGGACUGUGGAAAGGGCUUUGCCCAGCGCUCACACCUGCUGGUUCACCGGCGGGUGCACACCGGGGAGCGCCCCUUUCCCUGCCCGGAGUGCGGCAAGCGCUUCAGGCAGAGCUCGGUGCUGGCCCGCCACCGGCGCACCCACACGGGGGAGCGCCCCUUCGCCUGCGGGGACUGUGGCCGGUGCUUUGCGGAGAGCGCAGUGCUGCUCCGGCACCGGGCCGUGCACUCCGGCGAGCGCCCCUACUGCUGCAUGGACUGCGGCCGGGGCUUCAGCCUCCGUGCCAACCUCCUCCAGCACCGGCGGCUCCAUGCCCGGCGCCCCCACGUCUGCACUGACUGCGGCAAGGCCUUCAGCGAGGCCGCAGCUCUGGCCGCCCACCGCGGAACCCGGCAUGGGGCCGGCAAGCCCUUCGCCUGCACUGGCUGUGGCAAGCACUUCGGUCGCAGCUCCACGCUGGCUCGGCACCGGCGCAUCCACGCUGAGCGGCCCCACGAAUGCACCCGCUGUGGCCGCAGAUUUGGGGAGAGCGCUGAGCUGGCGCAGCACCUGCGAGUGCACAGUGAGACCCCCUACGAGUGCGCCCGAUGCGGGGAGCGCUUUGCCCAGAGCCAUGCACUGAUCGCACACCAGACCUUCCACGCUGAGCCAAGCCACGGACAGCGCCACACUGCCCAUGCCCACCAGUCCCCCCUCGCCAAGCAUGGGGACAGCGUCCUGCCCAAGUCCCCAGCUUUGUCCCACCAGAGACUCCACACGGGAUAGGAGCCAGGACAGAGCCCCGGACUCCUGGCUCCCAGCGCCCCCCCCAACCCAUUAGACCCCAUGCCCCUCCUAGAGCCAGGGAUAGAACCCAGGAGUCCUGGCUUCCAGCCCCCCCAUGCUCUGACCCACUAGACCAGGGGUGGGCAAACUACAUCCCGGGGGCCGCAUCCAGCCCUUCAGGUGUUUUAAUCCAUCCCUCGAGCUCCAGCCAGGGAGCGGGGUUGGGGGUUUGCCCUGCUCUGCGUGUGCUGUGGCUCCAUGCGGCUCCCUGAAGCAGCUGAUGUCUCCUACACGUAGGGGCAGCCGGGGGCUCUACACGCUGCCCCUGCCCCAAGCGCUGCCCCCGCAGCUUCCAUUGGCUGGGAACAGAGGCCAAUGGGAGCUGCAGGGACGGCGCAGCACACACAGCCGCCUGCCAUGCCUCCAUGAAGGAGCCAUAGGGGGGACAUGCCGCUGCUUCCAGGAGCUGCGUGAGGUAAGCACUGCCUGGAGCCUGCACCCCUGAUCCCCUCCCAUGCCCUAGCCCCUUGGUUCCUGCACCCCCAACCCCUCAUACCCAGCCCCAUCCCAGAGCCCUUACCCCCAGCCAGAGCCCUUACCCCCCCCCAACCCCCUGCCCCAACCUGGAGCACCCUCCCACACCCUGAACUCCUCAUUGCUGGCCCCUCCCCAGAGCCCGCACCCCCAGACAGAGCCUGCACCCGCUCCUGCACCCUAACCCCCAAUUUGGUGAGCAUUCAUGGCCUGCCAUACAAUUUCCAUACCCAGAUGUGGCCAUUGGGCCAAAAAGUUUGCCCUCCCCUGCACUAGACCCCACUCUCUUCCCAGAGCCAGGGAUAGAACCGAGGUGUCCUGGCUCCCAACCCCCCUUGCUCUAACCCACUAGACCUCACUCCCCUCCCAGAGCCAGGGAUAGAACCCAGGAGUUCUAGUUCCCAGCCCCCCCCUGCUCUAACCCACUAGAACCCCACACCCCUCCCAGUGCCAAGGAUAGAACCCAGGAGUCCUGGCUCCCAGCCCCCUGCUCUAACCACCUUGGAGCCAGGUUGAGGGGACACCUCUCUCUCUGCAGGCACUGUUGAGCUCCAGCCUUUUUGGCCCUAAGGGGGUGGGCAGCCAGCUCCGUCUGAGUGGGGUCCGUGGGGAACGGUACCUUCCAGAGGCUCAUGUCACGUGAUACAGAGGCUGUUGGAGACACUGAAUGAAGCAGGUCUAUGUCACGAA
Molecule: messenger RNA, 4267 nt
Organism: Malaclemys terrapin pileata
Lineage: Eukaryota; Metazoa; Chordata; Testudines; Emydidae
Product: zinc finger protein 345-like
Exons: 4
Coding region: 935-3043 (702 amino acids)
Source: RefSeq, a predicted model, not a curated record